Molecule: messenger RNA, 1356 nt
Organism: Helianthus annuus (common sunflower)
Lineage: Eukaryota; Viridiplantae; Streptophyta; Magnoliopsida; Asterales; Asteraceae
Product: purple acid phosphatase 8
Exons: 7
Coding region: 110-1105 (331 amino acids)
Molecular function (GO): acid phosphatase activity; ferric iron binding; ferrous iron binding
Source: RefSeq, a predicted model, not a curated record
AAUUGUAAUUCUAGUUUCCAUUCCAAUAUGGUAACUACUCUAUAUAAGAAGUCCCAAACUCCAAACAGAGUUCACUCAAGUACAGUUGUACAAAAUUAUAAGACUGGCCAUGACAGCUAUGAAGAAUAAAAUCUACACCACCAUUCUUCUGGUGGUUUACGCGGUGGUUGCUACUGUUAAUGUGGCGGCAGAGCUUCAACGAUUCGAGCAUUUGCCGACGAAAGCCGAUGGGUCUCUUGACAUUUUGGUGAUCGGUGACUGGGGAAGGAGAGGAUUAUACAACCAAUCCCAUGUUGCUUUUCAAAUGGGGAAAAUCGGAGAAGAAAUGGAUGUCGACUUCAUUUUAUCAACUGGAGACAACUUUUACGACGAUGGAUUGAUUGACGUGGAUGAUCCGUUAUUUGAUGAGUCGUUUACUCAAAUAUAUACGGCAACUAGCUUGCAAAAACAAUGGUACUCUGUGUUGGGAAAUCAUGAUUACAGGGGCGAUGUCAUGGCACAACUGAGCCCUGUUCUUUCGCACAAGGACAGUAGAUGGCUUUGUCUUAGAUCAUUUAUUGUAGAUUCAGGAAUUGUGGAACUUUUCUUCGUUGAUACAACACCAUUUCAAGAUAAAUAUUUCAAUCAAACAAAACAUACAUACGAUUGGAGAGGCGUGCUUCCUCGUGAAGAAUAUCUAUCAAAUGUUUUAAAGGAGGUUGAUACGGCACUUAAAGAAUCAAGUGCCACGUGGAAAUUCGUAAUUGGCCACCAUACACUUUUCAGUGCCGGACAUCAUGGAAACACUCAAGAACUUGUCGAUCAACUUUUACCUAUCCUUGAGGCAAAUGAUGUGGAUCUUUACAUAAAUGGGCAUGAUCACUGCUUACAACACAUCAGUAGUAAAAAUAGUCAACUUCAAUUUCUAACAAGCGGGGGUGGAUCAAAGGCAUGGAAAGGCGAUGUUAACCAAUGGGACCCCAAUGAAAUGAAGCUUUAUUACGAUGGUCAGGGUUUCAUGGCACUCCGAGUAACCGUAAAUGAAAUCGGUGUGACUUUCUAUGAUGUGUUUGGUGAAAUCAUCCACAGCUGGAAGACCUCCAAAUACACUCACAUGGACGCAUAAAACCAUGAAAAUCUAUAGAUGGUUAUAUAUACAUAUAUAUAUAUUGAUAUUGUUUGAGUGGAUGAGAUGGUGUAAUGCAUAUAAUAAAUGGAUUAGUGGGAAGGCUCGCGCGUUGCAGCGGGUAUGUCUGUUUUGUCGCAUUGUACUUGUUGGGGUUUCUGGUGUCUAUAUGACGUUUGUGGGCUAUUUGUUACGACGACGGCCUUUUUAUGGAAAUAAAAAGUCAAAAUAUAAUAUUAAUCUUCCAUCAC